AUGGGAGAUCGAAGCAACGGUGAUGUUCUCAUGCUGGAGGCUCCACCAUCUUACGGUAGUAGGUCAACCAAUUCCGACGCCGAAAUCAUCGACGCAUUGCCUUACAUCGACGACGACUACAGUGACCCUAGGGUCAAAAUCGAAGUCGACCGUCUCGUCGAAGAAGAGAUGCGCCGCAGCUCCAAGAAACCCGCUGAUUUCCUCAAAGAUUUUCCACCUCUCCCCACUUUCAAUUUUCAGGAGUAUCCAAUGAUUGGUAGAGAGUAUGAGCGCGUGAGAGCUGGCAGGCCUCCUAUUUCACUUGACAGGUCGAGAUAUGAAUUAGAACUACCACCAAUCAAUAAAAGGAACGAUGAAACCGCUUGGAAACUAGCUCUUCAAAGAGCUCAGCGACUACUUCAAUAUCAGACAAUGAGGAUGGAAAAUUUGGAUUUGUUGUUGAAAUAUGGUCCUGAUGCCUGGAAACAGCACAACCUGCGAUUGGAAGUAUACUUGUCAAGAAUGCAGAAAUUAGCUCAGGAACAAAAUGAAAAGAUUGAAAAAGUCAACCGUGAAAGGAAAUACCAUCAGCAAAAUACUGCAUAUGAGCUUAAUGCUCUGUCCAUCCAAUGGAAUGAGCUCUGUCUGAAAAAUAUAAACAUUAGAGCUGCGUGCGCUUCAGCUGAAACUCACCUUAAUGACCUGAGAAGAGAAGCAGCAGAAAGAGGCUGGAACUUGGAUGCUGUCACUGAAAACGGGCAAUAUGCCAAUUCGGCAUCAUGA
Lathyrus sativus (Indian pea) is the source of this 762-nucleotide messenger RNA. The record is from the annotation of a GenBank genome assembly. NCBI's taxonomy places the organism in Eukaryota, Viridiplantae, Streptophyta, Magnoliopsida, Fabales, Fabaceae.